Messenger RNA from Homarus americanus (American lobster), 813 nucleotides. RefSeq lists its product as uncharacterized. Lineage: Eukaryota; Metazoa; Arthropoda; Malacostraca; Decapoda; Nephropidae. The coding region runs from base 1 to 813 and encodes 270 amino acids. The transcript has 4 exons. The record is from RefSeq and is a predicted model, not a curated record.
AUGAAACAGUUAGAAAAUGAAGUGCAGCUUAGACAAUUAGUUGUUACACAGAUAAGUGUCCACGAAAAACAAAUUGCUUCCCAUCCUGCUCGAGAAUCGGCUCUUGUUCUGCCCUUUGACGAGUCUGACGUAGAUGGAUCAUUUGUGUCUUUUGAAAAUACAAAGAUUCUCAAGUGGAUUGAGGCCACCAACACUAACACAUUCGAUGACCUCAAACUCAAUUUUGUAUAUUAUAUCGUCAACACUUCUGACCGGCGGAAAGAUUCACUACUGGUCCAUAUCAAUCUCAUGAAAGUUUAUGUUGAGAGGAAGCGAGAGGAAGACUCCGCAGAGGGUCAAAAUGCAAUUCCCAGUGCCAUGUGUAAUACUAGUUUGGUCCAAGAGAUGAUUAAUGCUCCUGCUACCUUCCAGCGAGUGUUUAGCUACACUAUUCAAGAUCUUGAGGGGAAUGCUGCUUAUCUAGACGAUCUAGUGGUCACCGCCGACAGCUGGGGAGAACACCUUACCAGUCUCAACGCUCUCUUGGAUCGACUACAGGGGACUAGAUUCACCAUUAAUUUGGCCAAAUCAACAUUCGGGAUGGCCACUGUUGUAUACGUGGGACAUUUAGUUGGCCAGCGACUGGUGCGAAAUAAGACUGCAAAUGUUGAAGCCAUCCAGGCUUCCCAUUCACCUGCCACCAGGAAAGCUCUUAUGAGGUUUUGGGGAAUGGUUGGCUACUACAGUAGGUUCUGCAGCAAUUUUUCCACCGUCGCUGCCCCCUUAACUAAGCUGAAUAGUCCCAAAACGCCAUUCCUAUGGACACCUGUGUAA